AGCCAGAUGAGUCCAUGCACACUGCAACUUCCUUUCUAUUCUAUUUUCUCUCCCUUUCGCUUUCUGCUUUCUCUUCUCAGAUUCCUCUGUUUUUUUUUCUCUCUCACUCCUCUCUCCUCUUCUUCCCCAACUGAUCGCUCCAAAGCUCUCGCCUUUGUUCGGCUGAAGGUCUCAUUGCCGAUUUCACUUCUACGUUUCAUAAUUCUUGCGCGCGCUGUGCUCUCCGACGGUCAAGUUCAGUCCUUGGAGUCAUCUCCCUCAUGGCCUCGCCGCCGCCGCCGCCAUGCCCUUCCCCUUACUUGCUCCACUUCCUUCUCUGCACAACCUCCUCGCUUCUCCUCGUCGGCGGCCUCAACAGUGAAGGCACCGCCCUCCUCUCCUUCAAAGCUGCCGUCCGAGACGACCCGAGCGGCUCCUUGGCCAACUGGAACUCCUCCCACUCCGACCCCUGCUCCUGGAACGGCGUUACUUGCAGGGGCGGCUCGGUGGCCGCCCUGAGCCUGCCUAAGAAGAAGCUGGUGGGCUUCCUCCCCUCCGCCCUCGGCUCGCUCCAGUCCCUCAGGCAUGCUAACCUCAGGAACAACAGACUCUUCGGAGGCCUCCCCGCCGGCCUGUUCGCUGCCCGUCGGCUCCAAAGCCUGGUGCUUUACGGCAACUUCUUCUCCGGUUCUGUCCCGCAGGAGAUCGGGGACCUUUUGUACCUCCAAAGCUUGGAUCUCUCCCGCAACCUGUUCGCCGGCUCCCUCCCGAGCGCCUUGACGCAGUGCGAGCGGUUAAAAACCCUAAUUUUGAGCCACAACAACUUCACCGGACCUUUGCCCCUCGGUUUUGGCGGCAGCCUGGCUGGUCUGCAAAAACUUGAUCUUUCUUACAAUGGAUUCAAUGGCUCAAUUCCUAGCGACCUUGGUAAUCUUUCCAACCUUCAAGGAACCCUAGAUUUGUCCCACAACAGGCUCUCUGGUUCGAUCCCGCCGGGACUCGGGAACUUGCCGGAGAAGGUCUACAUCGACCUCACUUACAACGAUCUCAGCGGCCCAAUACCUCAAAAUGGGGCUCUGGAGAACAGAGGACCGACGGCCUUCAUCGGAAAUCCCAAUCUCUGCGGGCCGCCAUUGAAGAAUCCCUGUCCUUCUGAUUCUCCAUCGACUAAUCCCUUCUUGCCUAACAAUUAUUCUCCAAUGGCACUCGAAGGAAAUGCCACAAAUGGCGGAAGAAGAACCAACACUAGAGGGCUGAGCAAAGCUGCAGUCAUCGCCAUCGUCGUGAGCGAUUUGGUAGCAAUUUGUCUGAUUGCAUUGCUGUUCUUCUACCUUUACUCCAAGGCAACUGCUUCACUUGGGAUCAAAGAGGAAACAUGGAAAUCCGAUUCGUGUUCUAAGUCGAAGAAGGAGUGCAUAUGCUUUAGAAAAGAGGAUUCAGAGACCUUAUCAGACGACAUCGAGCAGUAUGAGCUAGUGCCAUUAGAUAAGCAUAUGGCAUUCAAUCUCGACGAACUUUUGAAGGCUUCGGCCUUUGUUUUGGGUAAGAGCGGCAUUGGUAUCGUCUACAAGGCUGUCCUGGAUAGUGGCCUUUCUAUGGCUGUCAGGAGGCUUGGGGAAGGAGGAUCACAAAGGUUUAAAGAGUUCCAAACUGAGGUAGAAGCAAUCGGUAAGGUUCGACAUCCCAACAUUGUAGCCCUGAGAGCUUAUUACUGGUCGAUCGAUGAGAAGCUUCUCAUAUAUGACUACAUUCCUAAUGGCAAUCUCUCCACUGCUAUUCAUGGGAGAUCUGAAGCAAUGAAGUUUUCACUCUCAUGGGAGGUGCGCUUGAAGAUCAUGAAGGGGAUAGCAAAUGGCUUGGCUUUCUUGCACGAAUUCAGCCCAAAGAAGUAUGUUCACGGGGAUCUUAAACCGAACAAUGUGCUUCUUGGAUUAGACAUGGAACCCCACAUUUCUGAUUUCGGUGUCGGUCGGUUGGCAAACAUUGCCGGAGGAUCUCCAUUCCUGCAGUCUGAUCGAAUAGCCACCGAGAAGACUCAAAACCAACAACAAGAUGUUGGAUUUAGUCCCAUUAUAAGUAAAGGAUCUUGUUAUCAGGCUCCAGAGGCAUUGAAGACCCUGAAACCAUCGCAAAAAUGGGACGUUUACUCGUAUGGAGUAAUUCUGCUGGAGCUCAUCUCCGGCAGGUCGCCAGUUUUCCUACUGGAGACCUUCACAAUGGAUUUGGUGUGUUGGAUCCAAUUCUGCAUCGAAGAGAGAAAGCCACUCUCCGAUGUGCUCGACCCUUCUCUAUCGCAGAAUUUAAAUCGACAAGAUGAAAUAAUUGCAGCCCUGAAAAUUGCUCUGGCUUGUGUUCAAGCUACCCCCGAAAAGAGGCCGUCAAUGCGAUACGUCAAUGAUACUCUGGAAAGGUUGAUCAAUGGGAGCUAGUUUCUGUAAGAAUGCUUUGGUUAGAAUUGAAUCGAUGAACUGGAAAGGGUAAGAGAGGCCACUAAAUUGAGAUAUGUUGCUUAAUCAUCCUUUCGCUUACAUAUUCAAACAUGCUUGUCUUCAUUAUGAAUGUUAUAGUCUUUUAGUAUGUUAUUAAAUAUGUAAAAGUUUCUCUUUUCCUCUUCUCUAGUAAGGGGAGUCUAGUCUCGAUAUAACGGUGAAUAAUAUCAUGUGAUUUUGAAGUCACGAGUUAAGACUGAAAA
Messenger RNA from Zingiber officinale, 2671 nucleotides. Its product is annotated as receptor protein kinase-like protein ZAR1. The coding region runs from base 261 to 2408 and encodes 715 amino acids. Gene Ontology annotation, molecular function: protein kinase activity; ATP binding; protein binding. The record is from RefSeq and is a predicted model, not a curated record. Gene Ontology annotation, biological process: protein phosphorylation. Lineage: Eukaryota; Viridiplantae; Streptophyta; Magnoliopsida; Zingiberales; Zingiberaceae. The transcript is spliced from 2 exons.